Ylistrum balloti is the source of this 2162-nucleotide messenger RNA. RefSeq names its product inositol hexakisphosphate kinase 1-like. Gene Ontology annotation, molecular function: inositol hexakisphosphate kinase activity. The transcript is spliced from 6 exons. Gene Ontology annotation, biological process: inositol phosphate biosynthetic process; phosphatidylinositol phosphate biosynthetic process. Gene Ontology annotation, cellular component: nucleus; cytoplasm. The record is from RefSeq and is a predicted model, not a curated record. Bases 149 to 1453 code for a protein of 434 amino acids. Lineage: Eukaryota; Metazoa; Mollusca; Bivalvia; Pectinida; Pectinidae.
UUGGCUGACAGCUCUCACUGGAUCAGAAAAAGUUCUACAAAAUUCUGGACAUCUUUUCAUGUAUUGGACACCCUGAAAAUUGUGUGGAAACUUCCUGAUGGUCGAGUAGUGGGGUUCUAACCCAACACUGUCUGGCCUAUAGCCAAUAAUGCCGGAGGAGGGCGCAGUCAUGAUGGACACAGAGCCGGGUGACUGUGAACCUGUCCAGUUACAGCCGUUCAUCCAUCAGGUGGGCGGUCAUACCAGCAUGCUACGCUUCAAUGAUGACACACUCUGCAAACCACUGAUAGAACGUGAACAGGUCUUCUACCAGGCAAUUCCAUGUAGUCUAAAGCAGUUCACUCCACAAUACAGAGGGGUUAUCGAGGUGCAGCUACAUGAAGACAGUGAGGGCUAUAUUACACUGAUUGGUUACCCUCCUGAGAGUGGCAAGGUCACCAGGAACACGUCUCCAGCAUCCAGCGAGAGUGAUACAGAUACAGUUAGUCCCGUCCUUAAUACCAAACACAGACAUGACCGGCCAACUGACCCUUACAGUGUGAGAUUGCUGAGGAGUGGUAGCCUUGAAGUGAGCACACAGACAGAGAAGGUGUUCCAUAUGAAUGAUCCUAAAUCAGGCAAGCAUGACAAGACAGAGGGGAUCAAUCCCUGGAGCCUUAAAUGCCACAAACGCCAACUGUCCAAGAUGAGGCGUAUCACACAGGGUGCAGGUUCUUUCACUAGUAAGUUUAUUUUGCUGGAGAAUAUUGCAGCUCAAUGUGAUUACCCCUGUAUUCUGGACCUGAAAAUGGGAACACGACAACAUGGAGAUGACGUCCCAGAGGCCAAGAAACAAAGUCACAUUAAAAAAUGUGAACAGUCAACGUCAAGUGUCCUCGGUGUUCGCAUCUGUGGCAUGCAGGUUUACCAGGCCAACACCCAGAAAUACAUUUGUCACAACAAGUACUAUGGACGAAGCCUAUCGGUGGAAGGUUUUAAACAGGCUUUGUGUCAGUUCUUACAUAAUGGUCACACACUGCGGACAGAACUGGUACACGAGAUAGUGAAACGCCUACAAGACUUGCACCAAAGUGUGACAGAACAGGACACAUUCCGCUUUUACUCUAGUUCUCUCCUCAUCAUGUAUGAUGGUGUGGUGGGCAACGGUAAUACAGCUUCCACCAGUAGACACGGACAGUCCCACUCGGCUGGAGAGCGGGAACUUGAACAUGAAGACAGUGACAGUAACACAAGUUGUGUAUCGGAGGGUGAUCAACCCUCGAACAUGGUCUAUUUGCGUGGUGGACAGAUCCCAAAUGUGGAUGUGAAAAUGAUAGACUUUGCACACAGUACACACAGUGGCUUUCAGGGCGAUAAAACAGUACACAAGGGGCCGGAUGAGGGCUAUCUCCUUGGCCUUGCAAACCUCAUCAAAAUGUUUAAUGAAAUUGUGGAUAGACCCCUCCCUCUCUAACAAAAAAUAUUCUGUGCAUAUUGACACAAAUUGUUGGAUUUUGUUUGUGAUUUUUAAGACAUUGAUACCUCAGGCAAAAAUCACUGGACAUUUCUGAUGGCAGUCUGUCUCCGUCUAAUCUGAGGUGUCUCAAUGUUAAGAAGGGAGUGUGAUGUAUAAGCUGACCUCUAGACCAGUAGGAUCAUCGACGCUGAUGUGUCCAUAUCAAUAUCGGGUCAUGUUAAAUUUCAUCUAUGUAUUUUCAUCUCUGUAUGUUUGAUCAGAAGAUCUCAUGCAUUUAUGUCAUAAAAAUCACUUCAUUCUGUUACAAUGAUCUACAUGUAUAUGACUUUAUUGACUUGAGACAGAUUUUUCAUUAUACAUGAAGAUUUAUGUUGUUGUUACGUUCAUUUUCAAGUGUUGAAUAUAUUAGCGGAGAUUCAUUGAUUGUCACACAUAAGCCUACACAUCAGUUAUAAUACAGGUAGCAUCACAUCUACAGAAAAUCUUAUGGUAUUUUUUUCAUUUGUUUAAAGAAAAUUUUUAUUUAAAUGUUUUGGUUUGCCGUAGUAGACUGUACAAUGUAGUUAUUUUUUAAUUUUUGUGAUAUGUAUUAUGAUAAAUUUACAGUAAAUUAUCUGCCUUGAUAUUAGAUCAUUUUAGCAUAAUGGUAUAUGUGUUAGUUUUUUGAAUGCUUUGCUUGGUGGUUAACACAUCAACUUGCUUUGUU